AUGACCGGACCCACGAAAAUCAGCAUCCUGGGCCAGGAGAGUAUAGUCGCUGACUUCGGUCUCUGGCGCAACUAUGUCGCCAAAGACCUGAUUAGCGGCUGUCCCUCUACAACCUACGUCCUGAUCACCGACACGAAUAUCGGAUCGAUCUACACCCCUGGCUUCCAGAAGUCCUUCGAAGAGGCCGCCGCCUCGGUCUCUCCCUCUCCCCGCCUGUUGAUCUACAAUGCUCCUCCAGGAGAAGUUUCCAAGUCGAGACAGACAAAAGCAGAUAUUGAGGAUUGGAUGUUGAGUCAGAGCCCGCCAUGCGGCCGAGAUACUGUGGUUAUUGCGCUGGGUGGAGGGGUCAUUGGAGACUUGACAGGUUUCGUCGCUGCGACCUAUAUGCGCGGUGUUCGCUUCGUACAGGUUCCUACUACGCUUCUGGCUAUGGUGGACUCCUCGAUCGGUGGAAAGACGGCUAUUGAUACCCCCUUGGGAAAGAACUUGAUCGGCGCGAUUUGGCAACCGUCAAGGAUCUACAUCGACCUGGAAUUCUUGGAGACUCUUCCCGUCAGGGAGUUCAUCAACGGUAUGGCUGAGGUUAUCAAGACAGCCGCCAUCUCUAGCGAAGAAGAAUUCACCGCUCUCGAAGACAAUGCCGAAACUAUUUUGAGCGCUGUUCGCCGUGAGGUUAAGCCGGGUCAGCGGCGAUUCGAGGGGAUCGAGGAGAUUCUGAAGGCGAGAAUCCUUGCGUCGGCGCGUCACAAGGCCUUUGUCGUUUCGGCGGACGAGCGUGAAGGAGGUCUGCGCAACCUUCUGAACUGGGGUCACUCGAUCGGUCACGCUAUUGAGGCUAUUCUGACUCCUCAAAUCCUCCAUGGAGAGUGCGUUGCCAUUGGUAUGGUCAAGGAAGCGGAGUUGGCCAGACAUCUUGGUAUCUUGAAGGGCGUUGCCGUGGCCCGCAUUGUCAAGUGUAUUGCCGCCUACGGCUUGCCUACAUCUUUGAAGGACUCGCGAAUUCGCAAGCUGACCGCCGGUAAGCACUGCUCUGUUGACCAGAUUCUUUUUAACAUGGCCUUGGACAAGAAGAACGACGGUCCCAAGAAGAAAAUCGUUCUCCUGUCAGCCAUCGGUCGCACUUACGAACCACGGGCUAGCGUUGUGCCGAAUGAGGAUAUUGGCGUCGUUCUUGCCCCUAGUAUUGAAGUGUACCCUGGCGUAUCACCGGCCUCGGAAGUGGUUUGUGCGCCUCCGGGCUCGAAGAGUAUCUCCAACCGAGCUCUGGUACUUGCCGCUCUCGGUUCGGGCACUGUCCGUAUCAAGAACCUGCUGCAUUCCGAUGACACCGAGGUCAUGCUGAACGCCUUGGAGCGCCUUGGCGCUGCCACCUUCUCCUGGGAAGAGGAAGGCGAAGUCCUUGUUGUCAAUGGCAAAGGAGGUGCUCUUCAAGCUCACCCUUCUCCGCUCUACCUGGGCAACGCGGGUACAGCAUCGCGUUUCUUGACCACUGUCGCAACCCUUGCCACUGCCAGCAGCGUCGACUCAAGCGUUCUUACCGGCAACAACCGCAUGAAGCAGAGACCUAUUGGCGACUUGGUGGAUGCCCUGACCGCAAAUGGUGCGCAGAUUGAGUACGUCGAGAACAAGGGCAGUCUGCCGCUCAAGAUCGCCGCCUCAGGCGGGUUCACCGGUGGCCAAAUCAACCUCGCCGCCAAAGUGUCGUCUCAAUAUGUGUCCUCCCUGCUCAUGUGCGCCCCAUACGCUAAGGAGCCUGUGACCUUGAAACUGGUGGGCGGUAAGCCCAUCUCGCAGCCUUACAUUGACAUGACGACGGCUAUGAUGAGAUCUUUCGGCAUUGAUGUGAAGAAAUCUACCACUGAGGAGCAUACCUAUCACAUCCCUCAGGGACGUUACAUCAACCCUGCAGAGUACGUUGUGGAGAGCGACGCCAGCUCCGCCACCUACCCCUUGGCGAUUGCCGCAGUCACCGGCACCACGUGCACUAUUCCGAACAUUGGAUCCAAGUCUCUUCAAGGCGACGCUCGUUUCGCCGUUGAUGUUCUGAGACCCAUGGGUUGCACUGUGGAACAGACCGACACCUCGACCACCGUUACCGGUCCCGCCGACGGUGUCUUGCGGCCUUUGCCCAACGUCGAUAUGGAGCCUAUGACUGAUGCAUUCCUUGGGGCGUCGGUUCUUGCGGCCAUUGCCAGAGGCAAGGACUCGAACCACACAACUCGCAUCUAUGGUAUCGCGAACCAGCGUGUCAAAGAAUGUAAUCGCAUUAAGGCCAUGCACGACGAGCUUGCCAAGUUUGGUGUCGUCUGUCGGGAACACGAUGAUGGACUUGAGAUCGACGGCAUUGACCGUUCCACCCUUCGGCAGCCGGCCGGCGGCGUUUUCUGCUACGAUGACCACCGAGUUGCGUUCAGCUUCAGCGUUCUUUCUCUCGUUGCCCCUAAGCCUACGCUGAUUCUGGAAAAAGAGUGUGUGGGUAAGACAUGGCCCGGCUGGUGGGAUACUCUGCGACAGAAAUUCGCCGUCAAGCUCGAGGGCAAGGAGCUGAAGGAAGCCGAAUCUCCCGUUCUCACCCGUGCCGAAAAGGCAAGUGCGUCGGUGUUCAUUAUCGGUAUGCGUGGUGCUGGAAAGACCACAAGUGGAAACUGGGUUGCGUCUACGCUCAAGCGACCCUUCAUUGAUCUCGACGACGAACUCGAACGCAUAGAAGGCAUGACCAUUCCGGACAUCAUCAAGCAGCGUGGCUGGCAAGGUUUCCGAGAUGCCGAGCUUAGUCUUCUGCAGCGAACGAUGAAGGAGCGCCCGACCGGUCAUGUUUUCGCAUGCGGCGGAGGAGUAGUAGAGAUUCCUGAAGCGAGAAAGCUGCUUAUCGAUUGGCACAAAACCAAAGGAAAUGUUCUGCUUAUCAUGCGCGACAUCAAGCAGGUGAUGGCAUUCUUGAACAUCGAUAAGACCCGCCCGGCUUACGUUGAGGAUAUGCUGGGAGUGUGGCUGCGCCGCAAGCCAUGGUUCCAGGAGUGCAGCAAUAUUCAGUACUACAGUCAGCACGCCAGCGCAGGACUUCCCCGGGCCUCUGAAGACUUUGCGCGUUUCAUCAAGUUUGUCACAGGACUAGAGGACAGCCUCAGUACCAUCAAGAAGAAGCAGCAUUCGUUCUUCGUGUCGCUGACUCUUCCUGACGUGCGUGGUGCGGAUCAGAUCUUGGAGCAAGCAUGUGUGGGCUCUGAUGCUGUUGAACUGCGUGUCGACCUACUGGAGGAUCCAGACUCGGCGAACGGCAUUCCGACCGUCGAUUUUGUUGCUGAUCAGAUUUCCUACCUGCGCAGCCGUAUUACACUGCCCGUGAUCUUCACCAUUCGCACGAAGGGACAGGGUGGUCGGUUCCCCGACGAUGCUCAUGCGGAGGCGAUGCAGCUCUACCGGCUCGCUGUCCGGUCAGGGUGCGAGUUUGUGGAUCUCGAGAUUGCUUUCCCAGAUGAGAUGCUGCGCGCGGUUACUGAAAUGAAGGGGUACUCGAAGAUCAUCACCUCGCACCACGACCCUAAGGGCGAACUUUCGUGGGCAAACAUGUCCUGGAUGAAGUACUACAACAGGGCGCUCGAGUACGGCGAUGUGAUCAAGCUUGUAGGUGUGGCUAGGAACCUCGAUGACAACACGGCUCUGAGGAAGUUCAAGAACUGGGCCGAAGAGGCUCACGACGUGCCACUGAUCGCAAUCAACAUGGGAGGCAACGGGCAGCUGAGUCGCAUCUUGAACGGAUUCAUGACACCAGUAUCGCAUCCUGCUCUCCCGUUCAGGGCUGCUCCGGGCCAGCUGUCUGCGACAGAUAUUCGCAAGGGCCUGUCACUGAUGGGCGAGAUCAAGAAGAAGCGCUUUGCCCUCUUUGGAAGCCCCAUUUCCGAGUCCCGCUCGCCGGCACUGCACAACACUCUUUUCGCCGAGAUGGGACUUCCCCAUGAGUACACCCGGUUGGAGACUGCCAAUGUCGAAGAUGUCAAGGACUUUAUCCGCGCUCCCGACUUCGGAGGAGCCUCUGUGACGAUUCCUCUGAAGCUGGAUAUCAUGCCCCUACUUGAUGAGAUUACUGCGGAGGCCGAGAUCAUUGGUGCCGUGAACACCGUCGUGCCAGUUUCCGAUGGUGAGGGCAAGCCGCAGCGGCUGGUCGGUCACAACACCGACUGGCAGGGCAUGGUCCAAUGCCUUCGUAACGCGGGCGCCUACGGAGCCGACGGCAAUGCCAGUGGUCUUGUGGUGGGUGGCGGAGGCACAUCCCGCGCUGCCAUCUACGCUCUCCACCAUAUGGGCUUCUCUCCCAUCUACAUUGUAGGACGGAACCCUGCCAAGCUGGAGAGUAUGGUCGCCACCUUCCCGACCGGCUACAACAUCCGAAUCGUCGAGGGCAACGAGAAGCUGGAGCAUGUUCCCCAUGUUGCGAUCGGCACCAUCCCCGCCGACCGGCCCAUCGAUCCCGGUAUGCGGGAGAUCCUCUGCCACAUGUUCGAACGUGCCCAGGAGGCAGACGCCGACGCCGCCCGGACGAUCGAGGGAUCCCCUCGCGUACUGCUGGAGAUGGCUUACAAGCCGCGGGUGACGGCGCUGAUGCAGCUUGCUGUCGAUGCAGGGUGGACUACUGUUCCUGGGUUGGAGGCCCUGAUCGGGCAAGGAGUACACCAGUUCCAACAUUGGACGGGUAUUCGCCCUCUCUACGAGCGUGCACGGGCUAUUGUCCUGGGUUGA
Molecule: messenger RNA, 4737 nt
Organism: Aspergillus fischeri NRRL 181
Lineage: Eukaryota; Fungi; Ascomycota; Eurotiomycetes; Eurotiales; Aspergillaceae
Product: pentafunctional protein ARO1
Exons: 3
Coding region: 1-4737 (1578 amino acids)
Biological process (GO): aromatic amino acid biosynthetic process; chorismate biosynthetic process
Cellular component (GO): cytoplasm
Molecular function (GO): 3-dehydroquinate dehydratase activity; shikimate 3-dehydrogenase (NADP+) activity; 3-dehydroquinate synthase activity
Source: RefSeq, a predicted model, not a curated record